Messenger RNA from Styela clava, 564 nucleotides. Lineage: Eukaryota; Metazoa; Chordata; Ascidiacea; Stolidobranchia; Styelidae. The record is from RefSeq and is a predicted model, not a curated record.
AUGUCGUCAACUAACGCCAAUAGCACUAUCCGUGUCAUAAGAAGUCUUUUUGCUAGAUAUGGUUUACCGGAAUAUCUUGUGAGCGACAAUGGGCCUCAGUUUUGUUCACAUGAAUUUGCACACUUUUUGAAAGCAAAUGUCCUCGUUAGAGAUUACCAUGGAAACUCGAAAUGGAAACGUGGUGUAAUAACAAAAAUAAUAGGGCCACCGACUUAUCUUGUCAGUGUCGCUCCUAAUGUUAGUUGGAAGAGGCAUAUCAACCAGAUUAUUAAAUCUGACUUGAAGAUCAAGCAAGAACAUAGAUAUGAAGAGCAACUGGUUGAAUCUGAAGGUGAUUAUUUUGAACAUGACGAGACUACGAUUGUGGAACCAGAUGAAACCGAUAGUGUAGUAUCCAAAAGUCCAGUGCCGUCUUCAAACAUCGAAUCACCGCCACCAAACUCUCCCAUUGGUCGGACAUUGGUAACUGACGAAUCUCAGAAUCAGACACCAAAGUCGACUACAGAUAUUGAACGACGUUACCCACUUCGGCGGAGAAGGAGACCAGAUAGAUUUCAUUUUUAA